GGGAAUCAACGUUAGCCAUGUCGGAGUCGGCCGCCUCGUCUCCAGACUAUGAACAGGACUGGGAUGAAAUGGAACGACGUUCAAUGGAGGUCCUGGAAAAAAGCGUUGAAGCGAUGGAGGAGGAGCCCACUGCGGCGAGCAGCGGCGCUUUUUCCGCCGGCACACUGCCAGCACUGCCAGCAGCAGGUUUACCAGAGCAUAUGAGGCUGAUGCAGGAGGCCUGCAGCCGAGAUCCCUAUCGACCCGAAGACCAUCAAUUCACCAGCGAGGAGAUGUGGGCGGGUUUCUCUUCGGCAGAGGAGGACGCUGAGGAAGAUCCAAAAAGUCAGGCUGUAGAAGUGCGGCCGACACAACAACCGCAAUCCCGUGCGAAGUCCAGCGCUGCAGGGGCGAAGGAGCUGGAGAUGAUGGAUGGAGCGCAGCAGCGUUUGCACCGAGUUUGUUUUCAGGAGCCAUAUCGCCCCGAAGACCACCAGUUGACAGUGGACGAGUUCUGGGGAGGCAUGGACGAGGAUACGCCAGCUGAAGAGGGCAGGUCCGAGCCGCCGCCCAAGACUCGGAAGUUGCAGACACCUGACGGCAUGGCAGAGGCUGAUGUUCGUUUGCAGCGCAUGCUGGCGGGAGCCGACGCGCCCAAGGCGUUGUCCACGUUGGAUUUCCAGGAGCUGAGCGAUGUGGCAUCAGACUGUCUCAAGGCUGCUGAAACCCUGCGAUGGGUGCUGGAAAGACAGCAUUACGUAAUCAAUCAAGAAUUUUCCUCGAAAAAAGA
This is a messenger RNA of Cladocopium goreaui, 769 nucleotides long. NCBI's taxonomy places the organism in Eukaryota, Dinophyceae, Suessiales, Symbiodiniaceae. The record is from the annotation of a GenBank genome assembly.